AUGACUGCGGAUAUUGAUACUAAGUGGAACGCGCGAAGAAGACACGCCAUCCAAUCUGUUUUCCAGACCGAUGUGUCUCAGCCUACACCGUAUUCUACUUCGUCGCUACGGUUCCCUGGCCAGAGCCAGAGUCGGAGUCGGAGUCAGACUUUUGGGGGCCCUUUGACCCAGACGCCCCAGAAAGCCACCGAUUCCCAGUUCCUGCUGACUUCGCCCGAGGAGAAAUCUCACGCCCAGCAGCAGACCCGCUUUGACCGGUCCUGGCACGUGGUUACGUCCCGCAUUGCGCUCCCACCCUCCGUUACCGCCGAGGACUCAUUCGGGGCCCUGCCGAACUCGCAGGAUGCCGACGACGGCGCGUUCCGGGACGCACUCCGUGAUAUCUUAAAUCCGACUGUGCGUCUCCCACUUGCCAAUCGUACCGAGGAUAUUCUCGCUUGGCACACGCAGCAGGUUCGACACCAUUUUGUAAGCCAUGUCCUGCCGUUGUUGUCUGUCUGCGAUGGCUACCCGGACCAGACACAGGUCCUGCUAGGUAGUAUACGAACUUUAGAAGCUGCGAACAGGCAGUAUCUAUUCGGGUUGUCACUAAUUCUUCGGGCUAUGGAAGAAGAGCCUGCAGACCUUGCUCUCAUGAAAUUCCAACGUGAUCUACAUGCGAUAGUUGGAAACUCAAUGUCCAAUGCCAUGAUAAAUGCUCUAAGAUCAACCCUUGGCCAACUAAUGAAGACGCUACUUGGUGUAGGAGCGGUAUCUCGUGCUCCGGGUCGGGGCAGGCAGGUGACUAUAGACCCCGACAAGGUAGAUAAGGCAAGAAAGGAGUUGCACCAGUUAGUAGAAUCGCUAUGCAACGUCGGCUUUGCCGGCGAAAAGUUUCAGAUCCUCUUUGCUGAAAUCCUUGACGGGACGAUGAUCGCCUAUAUUCGAGAGACCUUUGCGGGCGUAUGGGGUCCCAAUGACGGUUUGAAGACGGGAGGACGUCUUCCAGCCCGUAUUAGAAUGCAGCCACAGUGUAUUAAGGAGCUUCUGGACUGGGUUGAGAAUCAAUAUGCGAGAUUGGCCGUGGAAGUCACCAGCCGACUCGGUAGCGGCAUACAAAUCAACUGGUCGGAUGUAGAGAAAUGGAAAGAGAUUGCUGUCGGGCGGCUUGCUGCGCUUCGCAUCGAUGAGCUCUUCGAUAUUGUUAUUAGCUGGCCAGAUAGCGAAGGCGGGAUCGAUGAUCUUCGCUACGCAAUUACAACACCCCAACGACGAUUGCAGCUCACAGACGCAUUCUCAUCUACCCUACAGAGACGCUUACUACACGCCGGACGCUCAACAUUAGAUAUACUCCGAACGUAUAUUGCCAUGAUCCGGACAUUUCACAAACUAGACCAUUCGAGAGUACUUUUGGACCGAGUAGCUUACUCUCUGCAGCUAUAUCUAUGUACUCGGGAAGAUGCGGUCCGCAUCAUCGUUACGGGUCUGCUGGCUAAUAAAGAAGAAGUCAACUCUGAGGCUCGCAAUACGAAACUUGUCGAACUAGUAGAGCUACUACUACAAGAUUCUGACCGAUAUCGCACUGAACGCCAAACCGAAGAAUGGGAUGACUUGGACUGGGCCCCUGCUCCGGUAGAUGCGGGCUCCAAUUACAGGAGACAGAAAUCCGAGGAUGUAAUCGGCACGCUUAUUGGCGCUCUUGGCUCACCGGAAGUGUUUAUCAAAGAAUUCCAAAGCAUAAUAGGCGAGCGGCUGCUAUCUGAGCAGACAGGGUUCAAGCAAGAGGUAGGCGUGCUUGACUUACUCAAAAAGCGCUUCGGAGAGUCCUCGUUACAAGCCUGCGAUGUGAUGAUCAAGGAUAUUCAAGACUCAGCACGACUUGAUGGUGUCAUCCACCGCGAAGCGGUCAACCACCCAAAAAAUAUGAGUCGAGAUUGGACGAUCCAUGCACGGAUCUUAUCGCGGCUUUACUGGCCUGAGGUCGGCGAAGAGCGCUUCGUGUUACCUUCUAGCGUCACGGAAAUGCAGAAAAUGUACGAAACUAUUUUCGAACACGUAAAGCCAUCGCGUAAGAUUAAGUGGCUUAAUCAUAUCGGUCAAGCGACAGUGGAACUGGAGCUCGAAGACCGGUCAAUUUUGGAAAAAGUUCAUACGUACGAAGCAGCCGUCAUCAACGCCUUCAGCGAGGAGAAUUCUUCUAGCUGGACUUUUGACGAUCUAUGGAUGAAGCUUGAGAUGGACGAAGACCUUCUCACGGCAGCACUUAACUUCUGGGAAAAGAAGCAAGUGCUUCGUAGGCUGCCAGAUAAUACAUACGUUGUCAUCGAACGUCUUUCGGAUGCUGAGCAGCCUUCAUCACUCCAGGCGGCACACGUGUCAAACCCUGGUGCUGUUGAUGUAGGACCAGCGACGCCCCGUAAGGCCAAGACCGGGAUGAGCGAGAAGGAGAAGGAAAAGCGGCAAGUCUACUGGCAGUUCAUCACAGGCAUGCUGACGAACUCCAGCCCUGCCAUGCCUCUCGGACAGAUUUCCAUGAUGAUGAAGAUGAUGAUCGCGGAUGGCUUUCCGUGGAGUAACGAGGAGCUGCAAGAAUUCCUCGGGGAGAAAAUAGCAGAGGGCGAGCUCGAAAUUGUGGGGGGUAAAUAUAAGCUCAUCAAAAAAUGA
Messenger RNA from Daldinia vernicosa, 2643 nucleotides. RefSeq lists its product as uncharacterized. The transcript has a single exon. Gene Ontology annotation, cellular component: anaphase-promoting complex. Bases 1 to 2643 code for a protein of 880 amino acids. Lineage: Eukaryota; Fungi; Ascomycota; Sordariomycetes; Xylariales; Hypoxylaceae. The record is from RefSeq and is a predicted model, not a curated record. Gene Ontology annotation, biological process: ubiquitin-dependent protein catabolic process. Gene Ontology annotation, molecular function: ubiquitin protein ligase binding.